This is a messenger RNA of Cotesia congregata, 2184 nucleotides long. The record is from the annotation of a GenBank genome assembly. Lineage: Eukaryota; Metazoa; Arthropoda; Insecta; Hymenoptera; Braconidae.
AUGGCAGUUGAAACAAAAAUGAAAUUAAAUCCGGAGGAUUCACCAAACGACAAGGACUUCAAUGAUGCCCAGCCCGACUUCAGCGAUCCUGAGGAUUUUGUUGAUGACAUUGAUGAUGAAGAUUUAUUACCGGACAUACUAGCGCAAAAACCCCAGGAGACCGAUGGCAUUGAAUCAGUUAUUAUUGUUGAUGGAACACCACAAGUUGAGCCAGAGCGUUUUGAAAAAUUCAACAACUUGAUCAACAAACUUUUCUCUAAAUUUGGAACUAUUGUCAACAAACACUACCCCAAAAAUGAACAAGGAAUUACUAAAGGGUACAUAUUUUUGGAGUACACCAACAAAAUGAGUGCAGCAGCAGCUAUUAAAGCUCGAAACAACUAUAAAAUUGACAAGUUCCACACUUUUAAAGUGAACCACUUCACAGAUUUCAAAAAAUACGAGAAAAUCCCUGAAGAUUGGGAGCCACCAGCACCCCAACCGUACAACGCUGUUCAAGACUUGCAUUACAACUUACUCGAACCAGACGCGUACGAUCAGUUUGCUGUUCUUGCAGGCAACGGAUCGGCAGUAUUAAUCCAAGUAUGGCUAAACUCAGCACCGGAGCCGACUCUUAUUCAAGAACGUGCCCAAUGGACCGAAACUUACUUCAAGUGGUCACCAUUGGGAACUUACAUGGCAACAUUCCACUCUCAAGGAGUCGCUCUCUGGGGAGGCGCUAAAUUCGAUCGACUAGCUCGUUUUGGCCAGAUAGGCGUUGAAUGCAUUGAUUUCUCACCACGCGAACGUUACAUCGUAACUUUCUCACCGCGAAUGGACGGUGGAGCUGAUGCUAAACGUCUUGUCAUCUGGGAUAUCCUCACUGGACAAGAGAAGCGUUCAUUCGUCACCGACGGUAUGUCCACUUGGCCAAUCUUCCGUUGGUCUCACGAUGACAAGUACUUGGCUUGCAUGGGUGAAGACAUUCUCAGUGUCUACGAAACACCGUCAUUUGGUCUCUUGGAAAAGAAGAGUAUCAAGACACCCGCAAUCCGUGACUUCAGCUGGUCACCGACUGACAAUGUAAUCGCUUACUGGGUACCAGAGGACAAAGAUGUUCCUGCACGUGUAACUCUUCUAGAGAUACCUAGCCGUUCUGAGUUGAGAAACAAGAACUUAUUCAACGUCGCUGACUGCAAAAUUUUCUGGCAAAAAUCUGGAGAUUAUCUUUGCGUUAAAGUUGAUCGAUUCUCCAAAAAGAAGGAGAAAACUGAGCAAAAGUACACUGGAAUGUCGUACAAUUUUGAAAUUUUCCACAUGCGUGAAAAACAAAUCCCAGUCGACAGUGUUGAAAUGAAAGAACCAAUUCACGCAUUCGCUUGGGAACCAAUUGGAUCCAAGUUUGCAAUCAUCCAUGGUGAAGUUCCAAAUGUCAGCGUUAGUUUCUAUGAAGUACGUUGCGGACACCAGCCGGCUCUGCUCAAGAAGCUGGAAAAGAGAGCUUGCAACCAUUUGUUCUGGUCACCAGCGGGACAAUUCAUCGUUUUAGCUGGAAUGACUUCAAUGGCUGGUGCUCUGGAAUUUGUUGAUACUAAGGACUUCAGUAUUAUGAACACUACUGAUCAUUAUCAAGUUUCUGAUAUCGAGUGGGACCCCACUGGCAGAUAUGUUGUCACAGCUGUAUCAAGCUGGAAAACAAGUGUUGAUAACGCUUACUGGAUUUGGACAUUCCAAGGCCGUAUUCUCAAGCGCGUGAAUCUUAACGCGUUCAAUCAACUACUCUGGAGACCUCGCCCGCCCACUUUGUUGACUGCUGACCAGAUAAAGGAAAUUAAGAAAAAUCUCAAGAAGUACUCAUCUCAAUUCGAGAGCAAGGAUAAGAUGCGUAUGACUAAAGCUUCUAAGGAAGUUAUUGAUAAACGACGUGCUCUUAUGGAGGCAUUCAAUGAAUACCGUGAGAAGCGUAUUGAUGAAUGGAAGGGCCAGAAGAAGCGCCGUAUGGAUCUCCGUUGUUAUGUUGAUACUGACAGUCUUGAGUCGGAUACUAAGAAUGUCGAAGAAGAAGUUGUCGAAUUCUUCGUUAAAGAAGAAAUUAUACCGAUAGAUAAUUAAUAAUUGUAGCAAUAAAUUAAAUUGUGAAAACAAUGUAAAUAAUCUUAGGUUUUUGUUAUAAUUAGGCAGAUAUUUAAUACGCUUGAAAUUUAA